AUGCUUCCCUUUGGCUCGGUCCUUGGUGCUUGCGAGGCAAUACGCUCGCCUUUUGCUUCGGCGCUCGGUGCCGUGCGUACCGCCACAAAGCGAGCUGGAGGGUCCGUGCGCAACCACGGUGGUUCGCCGGGUAAGCGAUUGGGCGUAAAGAAGUUCUCAGACCAGUGGGUUAUCCCGGGGAAUAUCAUCGUGCGCCAGCGCGGUACGCAAUUCCACCCCGGACAACACGUCAAAGUGGGCCGCGACCAUACUCUCUAUGCUACCGCCCCCGGAUUCGUUCGCUUCUACAAGACGAAAUGGAUGAACGGCGAGCGCAAAUUUGUUGGCAUCGCACUCACUCGUGAUGAGAAGCUCCCGCGGGACGAGGAGUCUUAUGGUCGCAGUCGAUUCUUCGGCAUGGUCGACUUGAAUCAAUUCAAGGAGCCAGCUUCCGCACACCCGCCAGCAUCAGCAUGA
Peniophora sp. CBMAI 1063 is the source of this 456-nucleotide messenger RNA. The record is from the annotation of a GenBank genome assembly. NCBI's taxonomy places the organism in Eukaryota, Fungi, Basidiomycota, Agaricomycetes, Russulales, Peniophoraceae.